AUGUCUUCAGGCUCAUCGCAGUACAAAGUUCCAAACAUCAACAUCCACAAGGAGGCUGGCUCUCCGGUGAAUGCGAGUGAAUUGCUAAGCAGGUCAUCAGAUAUUAAAAAGCAGCUUUCACAAUCUUUUCAAGGCAGCUCGUCAGGAGGCACCAGCGGUGGUGUUCAAAAACCUCAAUCUAGAAGGAAUUCAUCAAUACAUAUCAAGAACGAAGAGGAUGAGGAGGAUGAUCAGGGCAAUGAGAGAAAACGUCGUGACAAUAUUAACGAAAAAAUACAAGAAUUGCUAGGACUCGUUCCCUCUAUGUACUUUCAAGAACUGACCUCUCGAGAUGACGAGGAUGGAGCAGCUAAAAGUACUGGAACCAAGGACGGUAAGCCAAACAAAGGUCAGAUUUUGACUAAGUCGGUCGAGUACAUCCAGUAUUUACAGAAUCUCAUCGACGAUAAUAACAGAAAGGAAGUUGAGUUGUUGCUUCGGCUUAAGAAUCUCAAGAUGCAACAACAAGGAAGAGGUAAUGUUCCUCUAUCAGCAGACCCUACUAGCGCUGAGAUUGCAUUGGGUGAGAUUGGUGUGGGGCCGCAUUCGAGAAAGUAUUUCGAAGAGGUCUUGUACCAGAUUGCUAAUAAUAAGAGCUGA
Molecule: messenger RNA, 639 nt
Organism: Candidozyma auris
Lineage: Eukaryota; Fungi; Ascomycota; Pichiomycetes; Serinales; Metschnikowiaceae
Gene: RTG1
Product: Rtg1p
Exons: 1
Coding region: 1-639 (212 amino acids)
Biological process (GO): regulation of transcription by RNA polymerase II
Cellular component (GO): nucleus
Molecular function (GO): DNA-binding transcription factor activity, RNA polymerase II-specific; protein dimerization activity; RNA polymerase II cis-regulatory region sequence-specific DNA binding
Source: RefSeq, a predicted model, not a curated record